AUGGGCUUCUUGCUCCCAUAUGAAUUGAUAGAUCAUAUAAUAACAUUUAUCGAUGAACCACAGGUGAGCAACAAUUCUGGUGAACAAGAUAAAGUUCGUCUGGCUCCAUAUGCCACUGUGAGCCGUCAGUGGCAAGCAGUCGUUGAAAGUCACACAUUCUCAACAAUCCGCCUUGAAACUCUCAAACGACUACAUGAUCUUGCUCAGGUGGCCCAUAAUGAGCGAAGAAGACAUUAUAUCCAAUUUAUUGAUCUGGUUGUCGAUUUAGCGCCAUACGAUAUUGAAGCGAGAUACGAGUUUGAGACGGAUGAAGACAAGCGGAAUAACAAUGCGAAUUUUACGAAAACAAUUCAGUUGUUGUUUAAGAUUUUGUCGUCAUGGUCACUCAAUGAGUCUCAAGAAAGACCGGGAAUCUUUCUCUCUAUAGAGGCACACUCUCCCAGUGACCUCCGACGCAAUAGCCCAGACAAGAUCGAAAGAGUAUCAGCAGCAAGUCUGAUAAGGCGACCAGAUCUCAUAAAUCGGAGGUUCCAGGAAUCGUACCUGAAGCUCGACAAAGAAAUUCUCAAUGGUCCACAGAUUACUGUCGUUGGUACCCUCGCUGUAUACGGUCACUGCACUGCUGGGCCCUCGUACCGUCCCAUAGAACCUGUUUCAACAGCAAUGAUUGCAUCAAAGAUAUCACGGCUGCAUGAUGUGAUCCUGAGGCUGAGUGACAAUCACGAACAACAUCCCUCUCUCAGGGAACGCAAUCGGCUUGACUUCGCUGCCGGAUUUCAUCACUGGCCUUCCACCAUACGAGCACUCGAUUUGAGCUUCGACUACGGAAUUCCCGAUAAUCAUGUUGCAAUUCUCCCACAAGGAGGUCUAGAAGGAAACUUGGACCCCCUUCAAAUCAACUCACGGGUCUUUUCCUCCCGGCUCACCCGGAUUACUCUUAGCAAAAUCACCAUUGGAAAGGAGCUAUUCUUGUCUCAGGUUGUGGAUGCCGAAACUGAACCUUUGUGGCCGAACCUGAUAUCCUUUGAACUCAACUAUGCAAUUGCCUCACCAUCUGGGGAAUGGCUGUUUCAGCGCCACCCUGGAGACAGAAGACUUCUGGAUAGUGAUAAUGAAGCGGACGAAGGUGGAGCGAGUCGCCCAGCCCAUUUGGAGAUCAUCGAAGCUUGCGAUUAUGACACUCAUUUCCGAUACAAGCCAAUACCGAAAUUCUUCAAUGAAUUCUAUAUUGCCGCUGCUCGGGCGGCGAUGCGAAUGCCAAAAUUGGGCCUUAUGCAUCUUGAGACUGGUGAAUGGCCUGGUAGACACUACUUUAAAUACGAAGUUCGAGACGUAGCCAAGGCCACUUGGGCUGAUAUCUUUUGCUUUCAGCCCAAUGACAAAGUACUGGAUCUUUGGCAACAAGUUGCUUUGCAGCAUACGGGUAAGGCUCUGGAGACUGAGUUUUCAGAGUGCUCAUCUGAGUAG
This is a messenger RNA of Penicillium nucicola, 1467 nucleotides long. RefSeq lists its product as uncharacterized. NCBI's taxonomy places the organism in Eukaryota, Fungi, Ascomycota, Eurotiomycetes, Eurotiales, Aspergillaceae. The coding region runs from base 1 to 1467 and encodes 488 amino acids. The transcript has 2 exons. The record is from RefSeq and is a predicted model, not a curated record.